GAAAGGUAUUGUUUCCCUUUAACCGGCUGACAUACUCUAGUAUAAAGGUACGCAAAUCUUUCAGCAUUGCAAGAUUUAGCAGGAAGUGAUAAUAUUAUUACUAUUUUAGCCUACUUUCUGUUUUGAUGUAAGAAGUAAAACGACAAACUGAAGAAAAUGUGCGACAAUUCUGGAAAGAAAAGUACUGGACGUGGUAAACCGCGGUUUACUAUUCCGAGUGAUAUUUUAAACGUGAGCAGAGACAAUUACAUUGCUGGAAUGGUAUUAAGUGGUGUUGGAGAUGCACUCGGAUAUAAAAAUGGCGAAUGGGAAAUGUGUCGAUCAGGACGGGAUAUUCAUAAAGAGGUGAAUUCGCUUGGUGGAAUCAAAAACAUAAUCCUGAAACCGCCACAGUGGAUCGUUAGUGAUGACACCAUCAUGCACCUUGCUACUGCUGAUGCUCUUGUUAAAUAUGGCGAAAAUAAUGACAAGGAGAAACUUUAUUCGCUACUUGCAGAAGAGUAUAAGAAAAGCAUGAAAGACAUGAACAAUAGGUUAGUUGGUCUGACCUGUCAGGCGAUGUGCAUGAAAUUAGAUCCUCUACGUCUGAAAGGUUAUCGUAUUCCAUUUAAUCUAAAUGGAGGUGGCUGUGGUGCGGCUAUGAGAUCGAUGUGCAUCGGCUUGAGAUACCCGAGGCCGGAUGAAAUCGCCCACCUUAUAUCAAUAAGUGUAGAAGCUGGAAGAAUGACACACCACCAUCCAACCGGAUAUUUAGGAUCACUUGCGUCUGCCCUUUUUGUGUCCUACGCCGUCCAACAAAAGGGAAUGAAUGGAUGGGGAGCAGGUCUGUUAGAAACACUUCCUGCAGCAAAAACAUAUAUCCAGUCAUGUGACACGGGGUUUGAAAACGAGAAUCAGAGAGAAUGGUACCAUUUUGAAGAAAAGUUGACAGAAUAUCUACGGAUUCGGGGCUUAUUAGAUGGAAAAAGGGAUCCAAAAUUUCCACCAAAUUUUGGAGUUGAAAAACGUGACCAGUUCUAUGCGUACUUAAGUUUUGAUGGUGUUGGCGGAAACAGUGGCUAUGACGCACCUUUAAUAGCGUAUGACGCAUUACUUGGUUGUAAUGGAAAUUGGGAAGAGUUAUGCGGACGAGCGAUGUUUCAUAGUGGUGACAGUGAUAGCACAGGGGUUAUUGCCGGUUGUCUCUAUGGUAUUGUUUUUGGACUGAAGAACGUCCCUGUGGACAACUACAAAUAUGUAGAAUACUACAGCAGACUAGAAGAUACCGCGUCGAAAUUGUACAAUCUUGCACUUAAAGUGUAAAACAGUUCCGUUAUAACCCACAUUUUCCUUUUAUAUAAACAGUAGCAUCAGAAUGAAAAUACCUUUUUUUGUAACCGGUUCAAGCAUGCAAUUUGCUUAACCCUGCAUUAGAAUGACUUUAAUUCUAAUUCUUUGUAUCUGUUGUAUCUGUCAUUAUUCAAAAUUAUGACACCACAAUAGUAAGGAGAGCCGCAUCGACAACAAAUUGUCAAUUAUUUAAAUAUGUGAUUAUUAAAUGUAUAUCACGAUUUGUUGAUAGCUUAUUGAUACAGGAUACACUUGUUUUUCCAACUGGUUCUCAGAGUAUGAAAGAGCUCCAACAAUACGUUUUCUGGUUUUAAUUACAAAUAGAUUAUAUGUACGUAUAUACAUAUCAAACUUUUUAUUUCAAAUACUAGCAGCUGUUCUACUUUUUAAAACAUAAAUGUUACGAUAUCAAGAGAUGUUUAUGGGAGGACGGGGUUGGGGAUGGAAGGAGAAAUGGGAAGGGGAAGGAGAGCUAGAAGUCUUCUUGGAGCAAAAGAAAAAUUUGUUUCUUUCUAUGAAAGUCAGAUUUUCUUCUCCAGAAUUUAAAAAUCUUUAAACCAAAGAUAAAUACUUUCUUUUCAAAAUAUGUUUUGUUACACAUUUUUAUUUAAAAACUAAUAAGCAUGUUAAAUAUAUAAACCCUGUAUCGAAUAGUUUUCAUACCUAAAUGCAAGCAUUGUAUACUUCUUUGGCUACUUUUUUCUCAAUAGGUAGCAGUUUGAAACAAAGUUUUGUUCCUAAUUUUGACCAUCUCUAAAAGCAAAAUGGUUUAAAUCUGCUAUUUAUGUAUAUUUAGAUCAAUCUCGCUAUAUAAUUACAAAACAUUUUUUGUUCUUAUCAAGGAAGAGCACCACUCCCGUCGACGUUAAAUAUCAAAAGCGAGAUCUUUUUCGAGUAUUAAAGAUGCAUUAUGUAAAUUUGAUUGCAUUAUGUUAUAUGACAAAAUCAAAUUAUGAAAAGCAACCUAUACAGAAUAAAUUGACUACUAAAAUGCACUAUCAUUUGAAACAAUUAUAUGUAUAGAUAUUUCCUUCGGAAUAAAAAGAUUCAAGUUCAAACUCA
This is a messenger RNA of Mercenaria mercenaria, 2391 nucleotides long. Its product is annotated as ADP-ribosylhydrolase ARH1-like. The record is from RefSeq and is a predicted model, not a curated record. Bases 157 to 1302 code for a protein of 381 amino acids. Gene Ontology annotation, biological process: protein de-ADP-ribosylation. Gene Ontology annotation, molecular function: ADP-ribosylarginine-[protein] hydrolase activity; magnesium ion binding. Lineage: Eukaryota; Metazoa; Mollusca; Bivalvia; Venerida; Veneridae. The transcript has a single exon.